AUGACUGACGUAGAGAUGCAAGAUGCAAGCUCAGCUAAGGACAAAGCUGUAAAGGCAUCCAAGUCCGGAGCUGGUGAGGCGUCUGAGGGCAAGAAACGCUUUGAGGUCAAGAAAUGGAAUGCCGUUGCACUUUGGGCCUGGGAUAUUGUCGUCGAUAACUGUGCCAUCUGCCGUAAUCACAUCAUGGAUUUAUGUAUCGAAUGCCAAGCGAAUCAAGGGUCAUCUACCACGGAAGAGUGCACGGUAGCAUGGGGUAUUUGUAAUCAUGCCUUCCACUUCCACUGCAUUUCGCGAUGGUUGAAAACUCGACAGGUCUGUCCGCUAGAUAACAGAGAUUGGGAGUUCCAGAAAUACGGCCGAUGA
Messenger RNA from Talaromyces atroroseus, 363 nucleotides. Its product is annotated as RING-box protein 1. Gene Ontology annotation, cellular component: nucleus; cullin-RING ubiquitin ligase complex. The record is from RefSeq and is a predicted model, not a curated record. The transcript has 4 exons. Gene Ontology annotation, biological process: protein ubiquitination; ubiquitin-dependent protein catabolic process. Bases 1 to 363 code for a protein of 120 amino acids. Gene Ontology annotation, molecular function: ubiquitin protein ligase activity; cullin family protein binding; zinc ion binding. Lineage: Eukaryota; Fungi; Ascomycota; Eurotiomycetes; Eurotiales; Trichocomaceae.